Messenger RNA from Exserohilum turcica Et28A, 1899 nucleotides. RefSeq lists its product as uncharacterized. Bases 1 to 1899 code for a protein of 632 amino acids. Gene Ontology annotation, biological process: amino acid transmembrane transport. Lineage: Eukaryota; Fungi; Ascomycota; Dothideomycetes; Pleosporales; Pleosporaceae. Gene Ontology annotation, cellular component: membrane. The record is from RefSeq and is a predicted model, not a curated record. The transcript has 4 exons. Gene Ontology annotation, molecular function: L-amino acid transmembrane transporter activity.
AUGGCCUCGUGCUAUGCUAUAGCGUCCAACGAGAAGACUGUAGUCCUCGCACAUCUAUCUCUACAUGACCACUCUCCGUCUGUCCUUGCAGGUGGCAAGAAAGCUGCAAGACUAGCGGAGCAAGCCCCAAAAAGACGUGAGCGCCGGCAUCGAGCCCAAGGCCGCGUUUUAUGCUUCGUUAGCAUGAAGCACGUCAGUCUGCACUCUGUUGUAGCAAUCCGAACCUUUAAGGAAAAUACAGAGUGUGUGCCACACCUCACGGAUGGAGACCUCAAAUAUAUCGGCGAGCAGGGCGGCAACACUGCUGAUGUUGCGUACCAAGAGGCGAGCGGAGCCCCUGUCGAGACGAUUUCGCCGUUGGGAUACAACGUUGGACCUAUCACGAUUUUGUUCUUGAACUUGUCGAAGAUGGUCGGCACGGCCGCGGCGAUUCUCAAAGGCACAGGCUCGGUUGGGCUCAGUCUGAUUUUCUGGACCAUUGGCUUCUUCACGUCCGUCUCUUCGCUCUCCGUUUAUCUAGAAUACGCAGCGUACUUUCCGUCUCGCUCGGGCUCCGAAGUCGCGUAUCUCGAACAGGCAUUCCCGCGGCCCAAGUGGCUUUUCCCAACCACCUUUGCAAUACAAUCUGUCAUCUUGUCUUUUAGCUCUGGAAAUGCAGUAGUCAUGGCCAACUACCUGUACAAAAUCGGAGACUACAACGCCAAGGCGUGGGAAACAAAGGGCCUUGCCGUCGCGUGCUACACGGCCUCGGUGUUGGUCGUCCUGUUCCACACCAGGGCAUCUUACUGGAUCAGCAACGCGAUCGGCGCGGUCAAACUUGUAACGUUAAUAUUCAUCAGUAUCCUCGGGUUGGUGGUACUGGGUGGACACACCAAGGUCAAGGACCCUUCCGCCCGAUUUAAGGAUGCUUUCGACGGCAGCCCAUCAGCAUAUGGUGUCACGAAUGCCAUGUACAAGAUCAUCUUUGCGUAUGCUGGGUAUGAAAAUGCAUUUAAUGUCGUCAACGAGGUCAAGAACCCUGUCAAGAGCAUCCGAAACAAUGGAUUCGGUGCAGUGCUGCUCGUCGCCAUUUUGUACAUCCUGGCCAAUGUCGCGUAUUUCGCCGCGAUUCCCAAGGACGAGAUUCUGGCCGGGAAGACAAUUGCCGCUGGUCUCCUUUUCACAAAGGUGUUUGGGGACCACGGUGCUGUUCGUGGCCUCAACUUUCUCAUUGCACUCAGCUCAUUUGGCAAUCUCAUUGCCGUCCUUCUGGGCUCUUCGCGAUUGAUCAGAGAAUGCGGUCGACAAGGCGUGCUUCCCUGGCCACAGUUCUGGGCAUCAACCAAGCCAUUCGGUACGCCAAUCGGACCAUACUUUACCAAAUGGGCCCUCACUGUUCUCGUGAUCCUGGCAGUACCAGCGGGUGACGCGUUCUCGUUCAUUACCGACCUUCAAGUAUACCCCUCGGCCUGUUUCAAUCUCCUCAUGGCCGCCGGGCUCUACGUGCUACGGUACCGUCGCAAUCGGCUGGGACUGCCCAAGCCAGCAUUCCAGGUUUGGCACGUCGUACUCAUUUUCAACAUCUUGGUCCAGCUCUACCUGAUCAUCAUGCCGUGGUAUCCGCCCACUGGCGGAGCGAAAGGCGGAGAUGUCAGUUUCUGGUACGGCACUUAUAUUGUUGUUGGGAUCGGGAUACUCAUUAUCUGCGGGCUGUACUACUGCACCUGGAUCAUUUGGCUGCCUAAGCUCAAAGGCUACAAGGUUCGGCAAGAGGUUCUUGAUCUCGGGGAUGGAGCGCAAACGCAUGUGCUUGUCAAGGUGCCAAAUAGCGAGGUUGGCGAAUGGGAUGCGCGACAUGACCCGUAUGGCAGAAAGGUUGAUCCAAACGAUCUGAGUACCGAAGGUAGUCGUAGUUUCUAG